UCUCUCUCAAACCCUUUCCAAUCCAUCGCUUUGCUCCUUCACGAGGAGGAGGAGGAGGAGGAGGAGGAGACCCCUCUCUCUCAGAUCUCGUCGCCAUGGCCUCGAACCUCGCUCGCCUCGCCCGGCGCCCCGUUGCCACGUUUCUUAUCUUUCCAGUCCGGUUAAACGCUCCCGCUCUCUGAGCGCGCGUGCUCUUUCUCAAUCUCCCUCGAAGCAUCUCAUAUAGCCGAAGAACCUUCGCGAGGACCUCUAAUGGCGUCCGCGAACCCUAGCCCCGUCGUCUCCGACCAGAAGAAGCGCGCCUUCGAUGCCCUAGAGCGGAGGUUUGCUGCCGCUGCCAAAUCCGAUCUCCUCCACGAAGAUCACCUCAGAAGCAAGAAGAGGAGCAGCGAUCCCUCGCGAAGACCCCAAUCCCACGACCCGAAGCGACCCGUCGCUGCCUCCGACGCCACACUCUCUUCUCCUCCUUCAAUAUCCGAUCCCUCUUACUCCAUUAAAGGAGACUCGGGAUCCUCAAAUGCCACUCCCCAACGGAGGAUCUCAGAUGGAGAAACACAUCCUGUUUAUUCGAAGAUCUGUGAAACAAUGCACGAAAACUUGCUACAAGCUGCUAUUAUGGAUUCGAGUAGAAGGGAUGCGGUUCACAGAAUUGUUGGUGAUAUCAUUGGGAAGGGCGAAGAAGCUGGGAAGUUUGCGAGGGGAGCUAAGAGCUUAAAAUUGGAUAGUUGGAUUUUGCUUGAUAACUAUGUUGCAAAGAACGAUGGGUUAGCGGACGCCCGCAUGAGAGCAUUAAAGAGUCACUCGAAGAGGUCGAAGAAGCAUAUGUCGAUGAAGCAACAUCGGAAAGUUGGGUCAUUUAAUUUGCCCAAGGAGUUCCACAACUUUGAUCUUUUUAAGCCAAUGCAUGAAAUGUGGAAAGAGUACAUUAAUGAGCUCACAAAAGAAAAUGGGAAAAAGAAAUUAAGCGACCGCCUGUUAACUGCUGAUUUACACGGUGCCUAUCUUCUAGUUGUUGAGUGCAGAGAUGUCACCUUUAAAGGUGUAAGUGGUAUUAUGAUUCGUGAUACUGCAGAGACUUUUGGAAUAAUUACAGAGGACAAUCGCUUCAGAGUUGUACCGAAAAUGGGUUCAGUCUUCAUAUUCCAAGCUGGCUGCUGGAAAAUUACAAUUUAUGGUGACAAACUUUCACCGAAGGGAAAGUUGAAGGAAAGCCGUGCUCGGGAGCAGCUGCAGCAUCGUUUGUCAAGAUGAAGAAUUUUCUUCUCAGUUCCAUCUUUUUCCUUUUUUUCCCCCUUCCGAGAGAGCCUAGAAUAUUGAUAUAUGUCAAGUAAUUCCAAAAAUUAAUCGCGCAUAUAAAAGAAGAAAUUAUUCAAUGCAUAAGGUAUAAUUAAGUAUAUAA
This is a messenger RNA of Ananas comosus (pineapple), 1399 nucleotides long. RefSeq lists its product as uncharacterized. The record is from RefSeq and is a predicted model, not a curated record. Gene Ontology annotation, molecular function: ribonuclease P RNA binding. The coding region runs from base 253 to 1251 and encodes 332 amino acids. The transcript has 9 exons. NCBI's taxonomy places the organism in Eukaryota, Viridiplantae, Streptophyta, Magnoliopsida, Poales, Bromeliaceae. Gene Ontology annotation, cellular component: ribonuclease P complex; ribonuclease MRP complex. Gene Ontology annotation, biological process: tRNA 5'-leader removal; rRNA processing.